This is a messenger RNA of Linnemannia hyalina, 633 nucleotides long. Lineage: Eukaryota; Fungi; Mortierellomycota; Mortierellomycetes; Mortierellales; Mortierellaceae. The record is from the annotation of a GenBank genome assembly.
AUGACCGACAAUCGCCUGAGUCAGUUCUGUCUCGUUAAUGGAGAAACUACAUCCAACGCCUUCUCUAUUAAGAUACCCUCAAACGACCCUGUCGAUGACCUCAAGAAGCUCAUCAAAGCGGAGAACCAGCUCACCCACUGGCGCGUCUCCAUUCCUGACGAGGACGACAACGACCUUCCUGUUCUGCUCGACUCUGUGCCUGAAAAGAAGAAACUCAAGGCAACCACCAGGCUGCUCAAAGUCUUUGACACUGAGCUGCCCGACGACACAAUUCACAUCAUCGUCCCUCCUCAAGUCAAUGCACCUGUUCCUUCUCGAGCCUUGACUCCCCUCCCUGGCUAUCUCUCGGAUGGUUCUCGUCCUAGCACCCCUCUCUCUGGCGACCUCCAUGCUGAUAUCAAAAGGAUCACGGACAAGUUCUUUGCGCCAGGACCAAUUGCUGACUUUCUUGGCGCGUUUGUGAGAGGCGAGAAGAAACUUCCAGUCACCAAAGGAUCUAUUCGAGGGUUGCCUAGCGCAUGGCGUCGUGGAUUCGGAAAGGCUCCAGAGACUUUAAGAGGAUUUGUCCUUUAUUUAGACGUGAAGCUGGAUCCCGUCCCUGCUGGAAUGAGUAGGUUACAAGGAGUUGCCUGA